AGGGCCGGGCGCGCCCAGGGCCGGAGCGCAGCGGCCGGAGUGGCCGUGGAGGCGACGCCGAGGCCGCGCGCGCGACGAGCAGGUGGCGGCGGCUGCAGGGAAUAUAAAACUGAAGGUGUGCGUUGCAUCUGUGGCCCACAUCAUGUUCCCACUAGAUGGUGCUCAUCAUGAUUCUCAGGAGCUUCAUGGGGUGGAGGGAGACGACAUGGGACCCCGGGCAGCCCCUCAUCUCCGAAACCUACAGCUCCAGAGCGAGUGAGGACGGCUCUUCUCAGUGAAGGACCUUGCACUCGCUACUGAGUAGCGACCAUGGGCCUGCUCGCCUACCUGAAGACCCAGUUCAUGGUGCACCUCCUCAUCGGGUUCGUCUUCGUGGUGAGUGGGCUGGUCAUCAACUUCGUCCAGCUCUGCACGCUAGUCCUCUGGCCGGUGAACAAGCAGCUUUACCGCCGGCUCAACUGCCGCCUCGCCUACUCACUGUGGAGCCAGUUGGUCAUGCUGCUGGAGUGGUGGUCCUGUACGGAGUGCACGCUGUUCACUGACCAGGCUACGGUGGACCGUUUCGGCAAGGAGCACGUGGUCAUCAUCCUCAACCACAACUUUGAAAUUGAUUUCCUCUGUGGGUGGACCAUGUGUGAGCGGUUUGGUGUGCUGGGGAGUUCCAAAGUCCUCGCAAAGCGGGAGCUGCUUUAUGUGCCCCUCAUCGGCUGGACGUGGUACUUCCUGGAGAUCGUGUUCUGCAAGCGGAAGUGGGAGGAGGACCGGAACACCGUCAUCGAGGGGCUGGAGCGCUUGUCCGACUACCCCGAGUACAUGUGGUUCCUCCUGUACUGUGAGGGCACGCGCUUCACAGAGAAGAAGCACCGCGUCAGCAUGGAGGUGGCCAUCUCCAAGGGGCUGCCCGUCCUCAAGUACCACCUGCUGCCCCGUACCAAGGGCUUCACCACGGCGGUCCAGUGCCUCCGAGGGACGGUCACAGCCGUCUAUGACGUCACGCUGAAUUUCCGUGGAAACAAGAACCCGUCUUUGCUGGGAAUCCUCUAUGGGAAGAAGUACGAGGCAGACAUGUGUGUGAGGAGAUUUCCUCUGGAAGACAUCCCACUGGAUGAGAAGGAAGCGGCUCAGUGGCUUCAUAAACUUUACCAGGAGAAGGACGCCUUGCAGGAGAUGUACAACCAGAAGGGCGUGUUUCCGGGGCAGCAGUUCAAACCCCGCCGACGGCCGUGGACGCUCCUGAACUUCGUCUGCUGGGCCACGGUCCUCCUGUCUCCUCUUUUCAGUUGCGUCUUGGGUGUCUUUGCAAGUGGCUCGCCUCUCCUGAUCCUGACGUUCCUGGGGUUCGUCGGGGCAGCUUCCUUUGGAGUCCGCCGACUAAUAGGAGUAACUGAAAUAGAAAAAGGCUCUAGCUAUGGAAACCAAGAAUUUAAGAAAAAGGAAUAAUUACUGGCUGUGAUUGCACAUACAUAACCUGACGGUGGUAUCCAAUUAACUCAUUAAAAACAGAACAACACACAGAGAUCGGAACAAAAGACCCUUAGAAACUAUUUUUCGUACUAACUGGUGACUAAUAUUGACCAGUAAACCUUGAGCCAAGAGUGAAGCCGUCGGAGGCCCACAGACGAAGACUCCGGCUGCACCCCUGCACGGGGGGGUGAGAGUCCACCACGGAGCUGGGCGCGGGGGGCACGUGUGUGCGGGGGCGGGGGGUGGCCACUCCUGGGAUCACGGGUCCCGCCCCGAUGUCAUCUUGAGAGAACUCUGCCUGCCCGAGGGAGCCUGUGAUGCUUUCUCUUCUUAAACUUAGAUCCCAUUUUUGUUUUUAUCGGUUAUUUUGGGAACUCACCCUGGCCCUUCGCCUCCUCCCCUCCCCCCAGCAAACCUUCCCCUGCUCUCCUGGGAUGGAGGACUUGCAGGUCCCAGGCCCCCAAAGUGCCCACCUGUCCUGCCCAGCACCGCCCCUUCGCUCCUGCCGGUGGGGUGGGCGCACAGGGUGUCCUUGGGGGGACAAGCACACGCCGAGUGUCGGAUGGAUGGGUAGCCCCGUUUCACUGUCAGACCACGGCUUGCCCGUUUCCCCCCUAACCCCAUGUGUAAGUACCUUACAUCUGUUUUUAUAGUGAAGGGGCCCCUUCACCCGGUACCUGAAGCCCCCUGUCCCUCUUUCUCCCUGCGGCCUCCACGGGGCUGCACCCCUGCCCCCGGUGCCAGGAGAGGGCUGCCGUGCAGCCCACAGGAGUCUUGGAUGCUCGUUUAAAAGUAUGUCACCAUCAAACCUUGCUUCUGGAGGUGGUUGGAGACUGUUCACUUGGAGGUCGUUGGCUUCUAGAGGUUUCAUUUUUACAGUUGGUCUAUUGAUGGCUUCCGCUCCCUGAUGCAAAGUAGAGGUGGUGAGCCUCCCCCGACUCCGCCAGCCUCCCUUUCCCAAGCAGGUGCCGGGGCCCCGGGGGUGGCCUGCCCCUGUGUGACAGGCGUCACCCCAGGGGCAUGGGGGCACUGCUCCCCCCUGCUCCCCCCACCAUGGGGUGUCUCCCGGUGACCUGACUUGGGCCCACGGCCCAGGGGAGCUGCGUGUUCCGCAGAUGGAGGCGUGGGGCUGGGGUUGCUGGGCUGGUGGAGGGAGGGGCAUGGGGGGCUCCCCAGCAGCCAGCUCCUGGGCCUCAGCUCAAGCAUCCCGCUGCACGCCCUGCCUGCAUUGUACUUCCUUCCUAAACCUCAGGCGUGUUGUUUGCAAGUCACACUCCCCUCGCCCUGUUUAGCCAGGGAAGGAAAACUAGCAGGUGUUAGCUCUGGUACCCUGUAAUCAGCAUUCCGAAGAGAGGCAGCCUGAAUUUUCUAGGAGAGGAGGUGGAGCCAAGAGGGAUGGGAACAGUAGAAACUAAACUGGACAAAUAACUAUGCAUCAGCCCUUGGUCUGUGUUCUGGGAGGAUUUCUCGAGACCGCACACGCUCUUUAGGAGGACACUGCUGGAUUCUGUGUGGUCGCCGUGGGGCAGGGCGUGACGGAGCACAGCCCCGCGAGGCUGCAGGGCUGAGGCAGGACCGCCCCCCCUCCCUCGCAGCUCAGACCCCGCGCUGCAGGGAGGCGCUGCCUUAGGUUCUUUCCCUUCACCUGGCGAGCUGCUUCCCUGUCCCCGUCUCUGUGUCACUAACUCACUAGCACCUGGGAUGUUGUGGCGCAGCCGCGGGGCACCACCGCGCAGACGCCUCACCUACUAACUAAACAAGACACAGUUUAGAUCUUCCACCUGCUAACUCCUAGCUCUCGUUGCCCGGAGCCUGGGGACCCCUGUGCGCCAGGGGAGUCCGCCCGGAGUUGCUGAGCGAGCCGCGCGGACUCCCGUUCGCACGGAGACCCAGGCCAGCGCAGGUUUUUAAAUCUCAGUGAUUCCCUUCCGAUCUAACAGAUGAGCUUGUGCACUUGAUGCCAAGACCUUGAGAGCAAUAAAAUCUACACCAUGAAUGUUUGGGGGUUUUUGUUUGUUUUUGGAGGGGGAUGGAGUUGCUUUUCAUCCACUUCAGAAGGAAAAGGAAGAGGGGAACUCCUUUAAUUUUGGAAAAUGAAUCAGAAUAGUGCUUUUCUCUUUAUACCCUACAACUGAGCUUCCUCUGUUGCUGACGUCAUGUCCAAGUUAAGGCCGAAUGCUUGGACUGUGCGGGCUGGCCGCGGUUGGGGUGCACUCAGGCCCUGGGCCCUGGGCGUCCCCCGCGGGCACCCCACAGGCUGAGCUCGGAGCCUGGGGGCCGCUGGUGGCUCCUCCCUCGGCUCAGACCCACGCCCGGCUCUCGGGCACCUUCCACGCACGCGCCUCGGCCCUGCCCAGCGAGUGCAGUUCGGGUCGUGGUCACUACGCAUGUGUCCAGCUGCGGAGAGGACCCCAGCUUGUUUACCCCCGCUCUGGGGAGUUCCAGGGGCUUCUAAGGUGCCCGUGGCAGCUACCGGCACCUGGGGACCCUGAUAGCAGUGUAAGUGACCAUCCCCGCUGCAUGGGGGCCAGGAGGCGCUGGGGAAGGGCCUAGCUAGUCAGAAAGAAAGCGUGUCCUCGUUUGCGAUUAAUCCAAAGGAAGAAGUGGCCCUGGCCAUCCAGGGCUUGGUGGCAGCAUGGCCCUCCCUGAGGCGUCCCUGUCCCCAAGAGGCACAGAGUCUAGUCGAAGAGAUGAGUUCUGAAUAUACAAACCACUAAAUAGCAACAUAAAACAACCAUGUAAGCAACACUUGGUCGUCGACAACGCGGGUACGGUCGCUGGUCCAUCUUGAAUCUCCACCUGUCUGUCCCUCUGCCCCCCCUCUGUGCCCCAAGGCAUAAGAACCUUUUCUUCCACUCGUUUAGUUACUGAGCAUCACAGCUGAGCUGAGCAGAGUGGAAUGUGCAGUUCGAGAGCAGUCUCCAGGCUGUCCUUGCCCACGCGGCCACUGCUGGGGUCAGACUUGGGGUGAAGGAUAAGUCCCUCUCUGCAUGUUGCUUUGUCUCUGCUGAGACGCUUACAGGACAAGCCGCACAGUCUUUCCAGCCCGCUGAUUUUCGGCCGAACUGUUCAGCCUUGUGCAUAAGCUGACGCUUCCAAGUUCUCACCGAUACCUGCAUGCUCUCCCUAGCACGUGGCGCUCCGAGUCCCAUGGUGUCAUGUGGCUUCUAACCCUUCCGCAGUGUAACCAGGCUUAAGGUGACAACGGUGGGCCUGGCGUGCCCACCCGCUUCCUCUCUGGACACAGUACGUCCGCGGCCCAGGUGCCUGCCCCUUUCUCUAGCGAGUGAGCUCCUGCAGGAGAGCGAGAGCCUCGGUGAGCGCCUGGGCCGUGGGGCAGCCGGGGCGCACCGGACGUUCGGGGUCCGCAUCCUCGUCUGUCAGGGCCGGGACACCCCGGCACAGGGACGGGCCGGGGGCAGAAGAUGUCACACCGUGUUCUGCUUGGCUGAGGGGUGGACACAUGUGAACUCAGUUUUACCACGAGCAUUUGCCGUGGUCCAAUUCCAUGAAAUUGGUGGCAUUCCCAUAAGCUGCUCGGGUACGUAAAGGACAAGACCACUUUUAGGGGACCCAGGAGUUGGCCAGAGGAGCGGGCACCAGUCAGCCCUGUCAGCAGCUGGAUAUUCUUUUCAAAGACAAUUGAAUUGCUUAACAUUUUUAUGCUCUGUAAUGACACGUCCACCUGGAGUUUUCUUUUCUCAUAAACUUUUCCGUUUCUUAACUUUCUGUUGCAAAAGUGAUGGGACAGACGUCGAACUGUGAAUGAGGCCCUGAAAUGCACUAAGCCGUGUUAAAUUAAACCUGAGCUACUUGAUGCCAUGAAGAAAUGCAUCUGAUCUGCUUGUAUUUAUUGUCUCAGACCUGUAAGAUUUGUACGUUGUGACAAUCAAAUGUGACUCGCCUAAAUGCCGGGAAAUUCCACUGGCUUCUUAACCAUAAAGACCGCCCACAAGUACUGUAACUGUAAAUGAGCAUCUCUCUCUCUCUGGAAAACCACGCAAACCCCCGACUCGGUGCGUGCGACAGACGUCGGGGUUCUUUUCUAUUACUGAUGAUUGGUCCUAUCUGACUGUUGGCCAGUUUCAAAGUGACGAAUUCUAUACAGGGUGCAAAUGUAUUAUAUGGAUGUUUCCUUUUGUACACUUCAUUUUUACAAGUUUUGCUACUCACGAGCUUUAUGUAGUCGAGGAUAGCGGUAUUUUUGGCCAAUGGGAGCCUGUGGGGGUGGGGUGGGGAUGGGCAAGCUACCUGAGAUUUUACCAGCCUGCGUCCCAAACAACCGGCCGCGUUUGCCACGCUCUGUGGACCUCACUGUACGUGGGCGCGUGUGAGCCUGCCCGAGUGGUGGUACUUUCUAGAUAAAAUGCUGCAGGCGCCACGUGUGCCUCUCAACAUUGCUGCUGUCCCAGAGAGGGAGGAGACAUCCAUAAACGUUGUCUCCGGUGUGCGCGGGUCCCCCUGGGGAGGCGGCGGACGCCCGGGCCACCCACCCGCACUGACCGCCCCCGCGGGGGGCCGCUCUAGCUGGGGCCGUCCUGCUGGGUGCGCUUCCCACGCUUCUCCAUUUCAUGUAAGAUGCUUUAGGAAAAGGGGAAAUCGGAAAGGAGAGUGACCAUCUGGCGAGGGCAAAGGAGAGAAUCAGCUGGGGCACCAAGUGCUCAGUGACCCUCUGCCUAAACAUGGGUCUUAAAAGCCAUCAAGGACAAAAAGGUUUUCCAAAGUAGGCAUGUAUAUAUCAAAAACUAUUUUUUUGUAACAACAAAUUCAUUCUGUGGAGAAAAUCGAGGAACAAUUUUUCUUUAUAAAGAAAAGAACUCUUGUUAGAACCAAGAGCUAUUCCAGGUUCUCAUUUGUCUGUCUUGUGAAAAUAAAUCGAGCUGAAA
Molecule: messenger RNA, 6350 nt
Organism: Callorhinus ursinus (northern fur seal)
Lineage: Eukaryota; Metazoa; Chordata; Mammalia; Carnivora; Otariidae
Gene: AGPAT3
Product: 1-acylglycerol-3-phosphate O-acyltransferase 3
Cellular component (GO): endoplasmic reticulum; endomembrane system
Molecular function (GO): 1-acylglycerol-3-phosphate O-acyltransferase activity
Source: RefSeq, a predicted model, not a curated record